Molecule: messenger RNA, 1338 nt
Organism: Capsicum annuum
Lineage: Eukaryota; Viridiplantae; Streptophyta; Magnoliopsida; Solanales; Solanaceae
Exons: 8
Coding region: 382-924 (180 amino acids)
Source: RefSeq, a predicted model, not a curated record
CCGCCAAAAAAUAAAACACUUUCUGUUCUCUUAAACUUAUAGUCUCAAAAAACCCCAAAAUUGGUACAAUAUCAGAAACGGUGGAGUAAAGUGACUCUACAAUAUCUGCAUAGUGAGCUACCGGUGGUGAGGUUUGCUUCGAAAAUUGAUUCACUGGUGCCCUCAAAAUAUUGCUGGUGGAGUAUUCUCUCUUUUUUACUUAAUUGUGAAGACAAAUAGCUAUAACAAAAAUCAUUGAAGUGAGCUACGGACUAACGUGAUACAAUUCUCUUUACUCUUGAGAAAAAAAGAGACAAAAUUUACUUAUUUUGGUGAGCUUCAGACUGACUGUAAUAAGCUAAGACGUAGUGAGCUUCAGACCGACUGUAGAAUUGUAUUUUGAUGGAUGAUCAUGGAUUUGUAAACCUUAGUGAAACCUUGAAGGUAACAACAGGAUAUGGUAAACCUGAUGAAGUAGUUUUCAAGAAGGCAUUCCAAACUGAGAGGAGAUCAUUGCGAUUGGCAUCGAAGGUACUUGAAGUUUAUGCUAUUGGGUCUCAUCUGGAAGAUGUUGUCUUCGAGGUUAUAAAUUCUGCUGGUGAAGUGGAUGAAGAUAUCGAUGGUGAAGAGGAAGAUGGAUGCUCCCAUACCCUUUUGAUAAGGCAGGAUUUAUCGAGGGAAGAAGACAAUGUGCAAGUCGAUAAAGUAGUAAUCAACACACAUGAAGUAACCCAACCAAGAAGUCCAAAGAAAGAGAUUUUGCUUCUUGAGGAUUCAUAUUCCUUAAAAGGUCCAGGAAUGGUGUAUGAUAACCCCAAUGACGGAAGUAUAAUGCUCUUCAAGGAUUCAUGUGCUUUCAUGGAUCUGGAGAACAGACAAAAACUUGGGGAUGAUAUUUGCAGAUAUGCCCUACACAUCAGAGAAUGUGAAGAAAAUUUGGAGUAACUUAAUAUGGAAAAAUCAAAUAUUGAGCUUGAGAUGUCCAAUUUGAGAGAGAAUUCUCCUAAGGAGAGGGAUGCUCUGCACUCAGGAUUGGAAUUAUCUCUGAGUGAAGUGCUGUUUUAGAUAAUCAACUUUGCAAGUGAGAUAAAGGACUAUAUUCCCCCAUUAUCAAAUCUUGAGGGUGCCGGUGCCCCAUUUCCUUUCCUGAUCACUAUCUCAAGAUCGUAAGUUGAUGUCCUUCCAUUCCUGGAGCCGGCUUCCUUUAUUAGUAGUCUUCAAUGUCCUACAAAGAUUCACUUAUUAGUUUGUCAUUAUUAAAAUAUAGAUUUUGGAGACAAAUAUGUGCUUGUCAUAUAUAUAAUUUAAUCGUAAGGGAUGGUCUUGAAUUUUUUAAGUUUUAUAUUGAAAAGAUUUGGC